AGUCAGCAGCUACUAGUUUUACAAUCUGAAGAAAACAUUUUUUAAAAUGUACAAGUGAAAUAAGAGAAAGGACUCAGGGGCCAAGCUGGUUGCCCACAGGUGCCCCCACCCUGUCUCAGGAAGUGGACACCCAGUCCUGAGCCCAUCCCAAGGGGUCAGAGAUGGCGUUGACCCCCGAGUCCCCGAACAGCUUCCCUGGGCUGGCUGACACCGGCAACUCUGUGCCUGAGCCGCCUGGUGGCUCCAAUGCAACCCUCAACAGCUCCUGGGCCAGCCCGACGGAGCCCAGCUCCCUGGAGGACCUGGUGGCCACGGGCACCAUUGGGGCGCUAUUGUCGGCCAUAGGUGUGGUGGGCGUGGUGGGCAAUGCCUACACGCUGGUGGUCACCUGCCGCUCCCUGCGCGCUGUGGCCUCCAUGUACGUCUACGUGGUCAACCUGGCGCUAGCCGACCUGCUCUAUCUGCUCAGCAUCCCCUUCAUCGUGGCCACCUACGUCACCAAGGAGUGGCACUUCGGGGACGUGGGCUGCCGUGUGCUCUUCAGCCUGGACUUCCUGACCAUGCACGCCAGCAUCUUCACGCUGACCGUCAUGAGCAGCGAGCGCUACGCCGCGGUGCUGCGGCCCCUGGACACCGUGCAGCGCUCCAAGGGCUACCGCAAGCUGCUGGCGCUGGGCACCUGGCUGCUGGCGCUGCUGCUGACGCUGCCCGUGACGCUGGCCAUGCGGCUGGUGCGCCGGGGCCCCAAGAGCCUGUGCCUGCCGGCCUGGGGCCCGCGCGCGCACCGCGCCUACCUGACGCUGCUCUUCGCCACCAGCAUCGCGGGGCCGGGGCUGCUCAUCGGGCUGCUCUACGCGCGCCUGGCCCGCGCCUACCGACGCUCGCAGCGCGCCUCCUUCAAGCGGGCCCGGCGGCCGGGGGCGCGCGCGCUGCGCCUGGUGCUGGGCAUCGUGCUGCUCUUCUGGGCCUGCUUCCUGCCCUUCUGGCUGUGGCAGCUGCUCGCCCAGUACCGCGAGGCCCCGCUGGCGCCGCGGACGGCGCGCAUCGUCAACUACCUGACCACGUGCCUCACCUACGGCAACAGCUGCGCCAACCCCUUCCUCUACACGCUGCUCACCAGGAACUACCGCGACCACCUGCGCGGCCGCCCGCGGGGCCCGGGCAGCGGGGGAGGCCGGGGGCCGGUUCCCUUCCCGCAGCCCCGAGCCCGCCUCCGGCGCGGUUCGGGCCGUUCCCUGUCCUCCUGCAGCCCACAGCCCACCGAGAGCCUCGUGCUGGGCCCGGCGGCCCCGGCCAGGUCUGCGCCCGAGGGUCCCAGGGCUUCCGCGUGAGCAGCGGGCGGGGCGGCUGGAGUCCAGGCGGGUACGCGCCCCAAAGCCGCGGGCACUCCCAAGAGUCCCCCGCUCCCAACUCAGGCCCUGCCCCACUUCCUCAGUCCCCUUCCAGAAAUAUCCCGCUGGCUCCUCCUCAGCACCCUCCCCUUGAUGCCCCGAAGCACCCACCCGCCUCCCUGGGGAUCUCCUGGAGGCUCCACCCAGUCCCGGCUUCUGGAGUUCACGGAGGGCAGCAGGCGCCAGUGCCCAGCCGUGUGGAGACCGUGGCACGGCUGCUGCGGGCCGGGACUCUCCUCUCAGCCC
Cebus imitator (Panamanian white-faced capuchin) is the source of this 1637-nucleotide messenger RNA. It is a transcript of the gene UTS2R, whose product is annotated as urotensin 2 receptor. The record is from RefSeq and is a predicted model, not a curated record. NCBI's taxonomy places the organism in Eukaryota, Metazoa, Chordata, Mammalia, Primates, Cebidae. The transcript is spliced from 2 exons. Gene Ontology annotation, cellular component: membrane. Gene Ontology annotation, molecular function: urotensin II receptor activity. The coding region runs from base 162 to 1331 and encodes 389 amino acids. Gene Ontology annotation, biological process: regulation of blood pressure; neuropeptide signaling pathway; blood vessel diameter maintenance.